Onthophagus taurus is the source of this 2287-nucleotide messenger RNA. The record is from RefSeq and is a predicted model, not a curated record. Lineage: Eukaryota; Metazoa; Arthropoda; Insecta; Coleoptera; Scarabaeidae.
AUGACAGGUUACUUUUGGCACGUGACGGAUUUCCACUUCGACCCGCACUUCGCACAGCACGGCGACGUCAGAAAAGGUUGUUGGAAACCAAAUGGAUCUCGAGAACCGCAUAGUAGGAGUGUAGGAAAAUACGGAGAUUACUCUUGCGACGCCCCUUGGGAUUUGAUAGAAUCGGCAACCAGAGCGAUGGCGUCCAGGCAGGGUGACAACGUCGAAUUUGUAUUGUGGACGGGGGAUAGUUUAUCACUUAAAAGGCAAAUACCGGAAACGAAACAGCUACAUCUUCUACAUAACCUCACCGAUUUGAUGUUACAAACGUUUAACUCUCAAUUUGUAUUUCCUGCUUUGGGUCAUGAUGAUCCAUCAUCUCGCGAAGAAUUAGGGAAAAUGUGGAGUAGAUGGUUGCCUCCGGAUACCAUAGAAACGUUAGAAACAGGGGGUUACUACAUGAUCGAAAAAACCGAUUUCAAGAGACACAUAAUUGUUCUUAACACGAAUUUGAUGGUAAAAGAUGAGGAUGAUGUUGAAGCUAUAAAACAAUGGGAUUGGUUGAAAGAUAAGUUGCAGAAAGUUUAUGAAAGGAAAGAAACGGUUUACAUCGUAGGUCAUAUGCCCCCGGGGUUAGAUGAACGUCAAAGGGGUGCCUCUCAUCACGAACAUCUCGCAUUCACCGAUCACAACAAUCGGAAAUAUUUAAAAUUAAUUCGAAAGUAUUCGAGUAUAAUACAAGCACAGUUCUUCGGACACCUUCAUUCGGAUUCGUUUAGAGUUAUUUACAAUGAAAAAGGUCAUCCUGUUUCUUGGAUUAUGUUAUCGCCCGCUGUUACACCUCGGAGAACCACCGACGGAGCUAAUAAUCCUGGGUUGAGGUUAUAUAAGUUUAAGAAAGACACCGGACAGAUUUUGGAUUACACUCAAUACUAUUUGGACCUUUCUCAAGCUAACGAAGAUCAAAAAAUCGAACCCGAGUGGUUAAUCGAAUACAAUUUUUCUUCGUAUUAUGGAAUUUCGAACAUCACACCACUUAGUUUGCACACUUUAGCGGAACGAUUGACUUCGCAAUCAGGAAUUUACGACUCAACCUUUAAAAAUUAUUAUCGAGCGAAUUCAGUGAAGAUGCACAAAGAUCAUCAUAAUUGUGACGCAAAUUGCGCCCACAUUCAUUUUUGUACGAUAACAAGGGUGGAUUAUGAAGAACACGAAAAUUGCAUGAAAUUAGCUCCCAGUGCUUUAGCUUCAGCAUCAGGAUCUCAACAAAACGCACCGAAAAUGUUGUUAAUAGAUUUAUUUACGUUUUUUGUAGGUUUAAUAAUUUUUGUGUGAUUUAUGAAUGUUUUAAUUCGAUAAUUUUGAGGUAAAAAUAGCUCGAAAUUGAUUUCCUUUUAAUUUAAAUAUUCGAGCAUGCUCAGUAUGUAAAAAUAUUUUUGUAUAUCAUUCGAUGAACCCUGUGUAAAUAAAGAUACGAUUGUGAUUUUACUUUAAAAGAAAAAAAAGACUUAAAAAUAAUAAGGAAGCAAAGAAAAAUGUAUGUUGUGUAAAAAAAUUAUGAAAUAAAAAUAAAAAACCGAUUAUCUAGCUUUACAUGUGGAUCGAUAUUUAACAAGACGUAUUUACUGUAAAUAUUUAAAAGGAAUAAAAAACAAUUUAUGGUGCACUUUGUAAAUGUAAAGAAGUAAAAAAAUAUUAAAACUUAGGUAAUAAAGUUUUUUAAAAAGAUGCACACCAAAAGAAGAUUUUAAUUUUUAAGAGAUCUAAAAGAGUACUCCUGCCACAGCAAAAGACGGAAUUCACAAAAAAUGAAUGAAAUGGGAGAUAAUACAACAUAAAAAAAUAUAUCCAAAGAAUUAAAAAAAAAAUGUAAGAAAAAAACAUUGUCUUGUGUGAUAUAUAAAAAAAAUUAGGUAUAAACGACUUUAUUGAUAAUAUCUGUAUUUUUAUAUCGUUGGAGUGAACCUUGUACCAUUAAAAAAAAAUUAAGACGAAAACUUGGACAAAAACUUUUCGAAAAAACUUCGAUUAUAGUGUACGUAUACCAAAAAAGUGGUCGACCAAAAAGAUUCUUUCCCUACUUAAAAAAAAUCGUGAAAAAAAGAAGCAGUAAGUUAAGCGAUGUAUUAAAAAAAAUAUAACCGAUUACUGUUGUGAAUUUUUUAAAAAAACAUAUAAAUAAAUGUGUUUUUGUGCGUUUUUAUUAAUUAUUAUACGAAGACGUGUUAUUGCGACCGAUUGUGUUUAUAAAAUGAAACUUUUUUGAAAAUAAAUGAGAAUAAAUAACGUUGCUACAUUA